Messenger RNA from Lutra lutra (Eurasian river otter), 2136 nucleotides. It is a transcript of the gene LHX9, whose product is annotated as LIM homeobox 9. Gene Ontology annotation, biological process: neuron differentiation; regulation of transcription by RNA polymerase II. Gene Ontology annotation, cellular component: nucleus. The record is from RefSeq and is a predicted model, not a curated record. Gene Ontology annotation, molecular function: DNA-binding transcription factor activity, RNA polymerase II-specific; RNA polymerase II transcription regulatory region sequence-specific DNA binding. The transcript has 5 exons. NCBI's taxonomy places the organism in Eukaryota, Metazoa, Chordata, Mammalia, Carnivora, Mustelidae. The coding region runs from base 499 to 1491 and encodes 330 amino acids.
CUCUUAACAAAUUGGACACAGCUACGGCAGGAGCAGUCCCCAACCCAACCUACAGGCACUGGGACUUGCAAGCAGCCAGGGACCGCUGAAAAUAGCACUUCUUUUUCUUUCUUUGUGUUCAAAACUAUUUUCUUUCUUCACCAGAUUUUGUUUUCCUCCCUCCGCUGCAGUUGUUUCCCAUUAGUAACUCGAUCUCUUGGUCUCUCGGAGCAGUAAGAUUCGCCUUCUUCGCCUCCUUCCCCCUCCGCCCCUGUUUGUUUGUUUUCUGCACAUCUCCUUCAGGGAGCCGCUGGGGUUUCCCCCCCCUUCUUUUUCCUUCUUCCUUUUUUUUUUUUCUUUUCCAAGCAGACCAAUUUCCACUCUGUCUGCCUCUUUCUUCUUCCCUCUCUUCCUCUUGCCCUCCGUCCCCGAGCGUCUCUGCACUCCUCCAACACGCAGCUCUACGCCGUCCCUUCUGCUGCUUCCCUCGGAUGAGCUGAGAGCCGCGGGCGUGUGUAUAUGGAAAUAGUGGGGUGCCGAGCAGAAGACAACUCGUGUCCUUUCCGUCCCCCAGCCAUGCUCUUCCACGGGAUCUCCGGAGGCCACAUCCAAGGCAUCAUGGAGGAGAUGGAGCGCAGAUCUAAGACCGAGGCCCGCCUGGCCAAAGGCGCUCAGCUCAACGGCCGCGAUGCGGUCAUGCCCCCGCUGAGCCCGGAGAAGCCUGCUCUGUGCGCCGGCUGCGGGGGCAAGAUCUCGGACAGGUACUACCUGCUGGCUGUGGACAAACAGUGGCACCUGAGGUGCCUGAAGUGCUGUGAAUGUAAGCUGGCCCUCGAGUCCGAGCUCACCUGCUUCGCCAAGGACGGUAGCAUUUACUGCAAGGAGGAUUACUACAGAAGGUUCUCUGUGCAGAGAUGUGCCCGCUGCCACCUUGGCAUCUCCGCCUCUGAGAUGGUCAUGCGCGCCCGAGACUCUGUCUAUCACCUGAGCUGUUUCACCUGCUCCACUUGCAACAAGACCCUGACCACCGGCGACCAUUUCGGCAUGAAGGACAGCCUGGUGUACUGCCGCGCCCACUUCGAGACCCUCUUGCAAGGGGAGUAUCCACCGCAGUUGAGCUACACCGAGCUGGCAGCCAAGAGCGGCGGCUUGGCCCUGCCUUACUUCAAUGGCACUGGCACGGUGCAGAAAGGGCGGCCCCGGAAGCGGAAGAGCCCAGCGCUGGGAGUGGACAUCGUCAAUUACAACUCAGGUUGUAAUGAGAACGAGGCAGACCACUUGGACCGGGAUCAGCAGCCUUACCCACCCUCGCAGAAGACCAAGCGCAUGCGAACCUCCUUCAAGCACCACCAGCUCCGGACCAUGAAAUCCUACUUCGCCAUCAACCACAACCCAGAUGCCAAGGAUCUCAAGCAGCUUGCUCAGAAAACAGGCCUCACCAAAAGAGUUUUGCAGGGAGAACAAAUCUUGGGGCAUUACAGCCAAACAUCCCGACGUUUGAAAAUUCCCUAAAGUAUUAAAAGAAGGGGAAAAGUUUGAUCGGAAAUCCACUGCAGUGAAGACAAAGACAAUAUUAGGUUAUGAUAAUCAUACAUUUUAAAAUCUAUUGAGCCAAAAAAAAAGAGAGAGAGAGAGAGAGAGAGAGAGACUUAAAUGUCAUUUACUGAAUGUUAACAAAAAUUCUGUUCUUUAUGGUAUCUAACACAAAUGGAGGCUUAAAGUUAUGUGGUUUAAAACAAAAUUAGAUAAGCCGUGUAUAAACCAGAGAGCAGCCUGGCGGUAAUAUGCCCACCCCAUAUUUGAAGAAAAUUAUUAUUGCUAAAAAAAAAAAAAAAAACCCACACAUUUGUCAAGCACAGUAAUUGUAAAAUAAAGUCCAAAAACAUCCAUUUCACUUGCUUGCUAAUGUGUACUAGUCCUAUCUGUUCAUGGCAUUUUCUAAUUGUAAAUUUAAAGAAAGCUAUCACUCCUUUGAGAGUAUAGGAUCAAAACCCAGUAAUUUUAGUAUUAUUGUUUAUUCCUUCCUUUUUAAACAGAAAUCUCUGCAUGCACUUUUACAUCUGUCACUUCUAGUGUACAUCUCUGUAUGAUGACUUAUCUUUGCUGUUUCUUGUAUGAUAAAUAGCUUUCAUUAAUAAACAUUUUAUUUGAUGCAAA